Messenger RNA from Lachancea dasiensis, 2151 nucleotides. Lineage: Eukaryota; Fungi; Ascomycota; Saccharomycetes; Saccharomycetales; Saccharomycetaceae. The record is from the annotation of a GenBank genome assembly.
AUGGGUAACAGUCCAUCUACUGCUAACUCGCCGCAAAAUAAGAGAGUGAGCCAGCUGGCCCACGAGCCUCGGAGCCGUCAGGACUCGAUUACGUCGCAGUUGUUCCGCAGCAGAAGCGCAGGACGACAUCCGGAAACGGACAAACACAAGCAGUGGAAAAUGCGGGUUCUUCCUAGCUCGCGGAAUGCGCCAAAUGUUACACCGGGCCCCCCCUCGGCGCAGUCCCCAUUCCGUAAAAACUACUCCCUGGACAUGGUCUCCGAACCAGCGGCUCCCUCCCAUUUCACGCUGAAGAAAAGUGCUUUGGGCAACCCGGCCCCUCCGAUGUGCAUCACGACAAACGCAAGUGCUGACGAAUCAUCUUCCUCAUCCUUACGAGACCAUUUGGCAGAGCUUUCUUUACAGAACUCUGAAAUACUACCAUCGACCGUGACCACCUCUUCAAGUGCUGUUGGCGUCACUGCAAACUUGAGAAACUCGGGCCAGGGUCAACCGCCACAUGUGGCAAAACUAAUUCGUGAAGAUGUUCCAUCUGAUCAUCUAUCCAGCAUCACUUCGCUCAAAAAACUACUGGUGGAAGGUAAGAUUGGCGAUCAGAUCAAUCGUGCUCCGUCCUCUAUCUAUAUUCCAAGAAGGUCUAGCGCCUAUUCUGAUGCUGACAUGUCUGAUGACGAGGGCGAUGAAGAAUCUUUGCUGCAGGGAUCUAAUGAUGUGCUCAUCAACAAUUCGGUUCUGGAAAAUGCAAUGAAGCGUAAAAGGAGUACCACCAAAAAAGCGAACGCUUUGGGAGUAUCCUGGAGCUCUCGUGAAACACUUCAGCACCCUGGUUUAAAGAAACUGAAGCCUGUCAGCGCAGAUGGGGAACGAACAAAACUUCCACAGUUUAAAGUGAUGCACGCACGUCCCAAGGAGGGCUCGAUGGACUUUGAUCUCAAUGGUGGAGCAAUGGAAUUUGAAACAACUGCAACCGCUAACGAUGUAAUAGAAAACACCGAAAAUGGCAGCGUGGAACAUUAUGAGGGCUCGAACAGUGCUGGCAGUUCACCAAUUCUGCAACCGCAAGAAAAGGUGACACCACAUCAAGAAGAGGAGAGCAUUGAUACGCAUGUUAUUGUGAAGUGGAAAGACAACAUUGUGGACCCAAAGACAUGCAAGAUGUCGAUAGUUAGUAAAGACAUUUUGGCCGUCUUAGGGACGCAGCACAAAUCCAAGAAAAUUCCGAUGAUUUACGAAGCCGAUUCUAAAUGUUGGACUGCCCCCAAUCUUUUUCUGCCUCCUGGAGUCUACAAAUUUCAGUUUCUAAUAAACGGGGAGCUGCGGCAUUCCGAUUUCUUACCUACUGCAACCGAUUCGUUCGGCAAUUGUGUGAAUUGGUUUGAAGUCAUUCGAGGACACAAUGUUAUUGAGCCCUCAAGAGAUGUCAUUUCGACAGGUAACAGCUAUUUUGAUCAUGACGACUUCCAUCCUCCUGAUACGCCUUCCCCAAGACCCGGGAUGAAAUCGGAUGAUUCCUCAUUGUCUAAUGUCAAGGGUUCUGCAAGACACAUAGAACGAACUGGGACGCCAUUCUCUGACUAUAUCGGAAUACACAGUAGAUCCGGUUCCUUUAGACCCCUGCUAAACCAGAAUCGCACCAGUAGCAUUGAUCUCCUAGCUCCUCUGCCACUCAAAAAGCAUGAAUAUAGUAGCGAAAUUCCAGAGCUUUUCAAAGCCAACUUUGACGAGCAUCCUGACUUGCCAGCCUACGAAGCGGACCAAUCAACGGGUGAUCACAAAGAUCGUCCAAGUUUUCUGCACCGUGUUCAGGAUUGUAAUCAAGAUGUUUUAUUUGCCGACCUGCAGCAAGAUGGAAAACUAGAUUCGCAAGCUGCAGAAGAAGCUUUUUUACGACAAUACCCAACUCCCGACCUACCUGUAUAUCUGGAUUCAUCGUUCCUUAACUCGGUUUUUAGCCGAUUUCAAAAGAAAAACGACUCUACAAGUAGAGUGAACCAUAUUGUUCCCCAUGUCAAUCUCAAUCAUCUGUUGACGAGCAGCAUACGUGAUGAGAUUAUCAGUGUCGGUUGCACAACAAGAUACGAGGGUAAAUUUAUAACACAGGUCAUUUACACUCCAUGCUACUACGGGAGCAAAGAGGAUAGGGAUAAUUAG